Molecule: messenger RNA, 1492 nt
Organism: Toxoplasma gondii ME49
Lineage: Eukaryota; Apicomplexa; Conoidasida; Eucoccidiorida; Sarcocystidae
Exons: 3
Coding region: 1-780 (259 amino acids)
Source: RefSeq, a predicted model, not a curated record
AUGCUCCUCAUGUGGCUCGUUUUCUGUGGAACCAUUUCACUACAACCCUCUCCUGUGUCUCCCUCUCCUGCGUCUUCUCUUGAGCCGGGUUCGUCCGCUUCUCUCAAUCCUUCCCUCUCGGCUUCGUCUUCUUCCCUGGUAGCUUCGUCUGCGCCAUCUUCUCGUCACGUCCUGCCUCUUUCGGUCGGUGGCGUGUUUUCUCGACCUUCCGGUGGAGAACCGGGAGAAAAGGAGAGGCGCGAAGAAAGCAGCUGGGCCGCGCUGACGGCUAUCCUGUUGGGCUGUGCGGAGGCGCUUCUUCCCACGGUUCUCAUGGCACUUGUUGCCGACAAAGUGGUUUGUGCGUUUGGGUGUUGCUUUGCUUCCUUCCUGUCUGCCCUGCUCCAUCACCGGUUCGCGGCUGACGCAUCAAUCUUGACAGGCCGCAAGUGUCUCCAUUGCUUCCCUACAUUUUUCAGCGUCCCCGACCCUGCGUUGUACGACGUCGCCUUUGCUUUGAUGGAAGCGGCCAAAUCGAUUGUCGUGGCAACCACAGACACCGCCUUUGGCUUCCUCGUUGACCGACACAACGGAUCCUACGUCAGCAGUCUGUGGUUUCUUUGCUUCUUGACAGCUCUAGCUGUGAUCCCGUGGGGCGUUUUGGUGUUUUCCAAAUUCUGUGGAGGAGAUCUUGGUCCAUGUAUCCCUUCUCUCACUGCAUCUUCCUCACAACUCUCGCCUCACCACCAUAUCCGACAGCAACCCAGCUACUCGCCUUCGUGUGUAUUUCCUGGCAUAUAGCAACGGCAUCACUGAGGAUCGAGGUUUUGGAGCAGAGGGCACGAGCAAAAUAGCGGAAACGAGCAAGAGACAAACGCAGCGAACUCGAAAGUGUAGAAGAUAAUAGAGGAGCAGCAAACGAGGAUGACAGAAUCAGAGAGACAGACGACAGGAAGGAGAACCGGGUAGCGACGGUGAACACAACGAAGUAAAAGCAAAGCUCGCGUUUUGAAAACAGGAGGACUGUAAAAGGGAAGGGAGACGAGUUGCUCACAUAGGCACAUAAGCAGGCUGAACAAAAAGCGACAAAAGACCGAAAGGAAGAAAGAGUAGCAAAGGAUAUGACGAAAAAACAUUAGCGUCGAGAGAAACCGGGAAACGAUCGAAGAAAAAUACACGGAGAGGAGCAAAGAAAAGGUGAACAUGCGGAGAUGAAAGACCCGCACGCGGAAAAGAGUAGAAGAAAUAAAAAAAUGGACGAACAAGCAGCACACUAAGAGACCAACGAGAGAAAGAAACGUAACGGUGAGGCAGGAGGAACACCAGUAGGAAAAAGGAAGCCGUAGAGCAAAGGGAAAAAAACAGUCGAUUUACAGCCUCAUUGUUGGUCCAAUCUGGUGUCCUAAGCUGUGCUGAAGAGGUUAUACACGAGUUUGUUUCUAUUUCGGUAAUUUUUUGCACUGUGAAACUAAGGCGAAAACGCCGUGAUUUUGUGGGUCGAGAAGCCCAUAAA